GUAGGAGCUCCUCGCGCUGCUCCAACACGACGCACAACGAAUGGGCGCAGCAGCGAAUAACGGAUUGCAGAUCAACUCAUCGAUGAGACACUUUCACACUCAUUACUUCUGCAUUUCCAACAUUUACCACUGGAUGAUUUUCCAACAACACAUGAAGACCAUUUAUCUCCAGACCGUGUAUUCAAAUACGCAACUGGACCCACUUGUUUGCCGCAGAGGAGACAACGCAUUGGAUCAAUACUUGCGUCAGGAAAUGUUUAUUAUGGACAAAGGAACGCGUGUAAAAAAGCCGGCUUCACAUGUCAUUCCAAAGUUGGAGAGAAAAUAACAGCCUGGGUUCAUUUUUCCACAACGGAAAUAAGAUCAGUCGCAUUGCUUGGCUCCUCUUCUACUAAAACAUGGUCGAUGUAACUCCAUAGUGCCGGGAUCUGACAUUCUCUGCCCACUAACAGCUAGUUGUUAAUGGAAAGAUGUUUGCUGGACUAAUGGGGCUGGGAUGUCACAGUAACUCUCUGCUUCACUGCGAAGUCAUGGAAGGUGGCAGAGCAUCAGGGACAGCCGGCAGCUCCACUCGUAAGAGGCUCCAUCGAAGACCAGGGUACAUGAGAGGAGAGCAGUCCAGACUACAGAGCACUUUUAAUGGGCAGGAGGAGGAGCAGGAAGAGGAGGAAGAGGAGGAAGACGAAGGGAGGACCACUUGCAUUAGGAAUGGGAAAUCUGGGCGUCACACUGCCAUCACUCAGGGGACCAGUGCACAAAGGAUGAGUCUAACCCCUGCUGUCAAGGUGUCUGUAAUAAAUCAGCUUCAGCCUGAUAAAGUCACAUGUGGAUCCUGGAAAAGUACGAGUUUUCUCUGCUCUGGAACUCGUCAUUUUCCCCAUGUGGACUACAGUGCCAUUAAUGGUACAUCCAGCCAUCGGGGUCCAUCCUCUUUGUCCCAGAAUGAACUCAGUUUUAGCCCGAGCCCAGCACUCCAGUCCUCAGCACAGGACUCCUUUAACUCCAGCUUCAGUUUUAUCCAACAGUCUCUAAACACCAGCCAGAAGACAUAUUCAACCACUGCCACACCACCCAGGGGACCAGAACCCCUAUAUCAGUCAACUCAUGCACCUAGUUCACCUCAAUCAAAACCAGCAACCUUAUCCAUUGUGCACAAUGUCUCAAAACAGUCAACUCCUUUCCAAUCACUGCCCUCCUCCUCCCCAGGUAGCCAGGCAAAGAGAGAGGAGCUGACAUUAGGCAGUAGGUUUUGGCGGGAGUGUCAGUGGGGUGGCAGGGGGGCUACGCCUGACCAGCUUGAAUGUGACUCCCCAGUUCUGGACAUAGAGAUCAUCUCCUCACUGUCCUUGGACUCAGACACCGCCUCCGCCUCUUCCGUCACCUCAGGUUAUGAGAGCGCUACGCCUGUCUCCGAGCAAGGCUGGGACAACCUGGUGAAGAAGUAUGAGGGUGUGCUGCAAGACUGCCUCCAAAACAACCGCACUCACACUAAGAUUGAGUCCAUGAUGUUAAAGCUGCAGAGGCUCCAGCAGAAAGCCAUUUUGGAUGAUGACUAUGAUGCAGCUGAACGUUUUGGGAAAAAGCUGGAGGAGCUGUGCAGGGAGCGAGGCGCUCUGAAGCUGGGUCUGCCCUCCAGACAGCCCAGCGUGGCUCUGUUCCUGGAGCGGCUCAGACAGGUGGUGCACAGCGCCCUCCAGAGGGCGGACUGCAGUCAGUGCAGGAAGGAUGUGGAGCAGGAUGCAGGGGAGAGGUCAGAAUCAUCACACGGUCCACUGCAUCAAAAAGAUCGCCUGAUCCAGGAGAAACGGCUGAUAGAGGUGGAGAUAGCAGAGCUGCAAUGGAGGCUGACGGAGCUGAGGGACCAUAGCCGAGGCCUGGAGCAGCAGAUCCAGCAGGAGGCGCAGCAGGUGGAGGCCGAGGAGCUGGAGGGCUCCGUGCUGCAGGGCCGCACCGUAGCCCAGCUCCGCGACAUGAGCCGAACCCUGCAGGACCUCGUCACCUCUGAAAACCGCACGCAGAUCACCGUCUCACCUUCAGCCUCCCUACUCAGACUCCAUGAGCAGGAGCAGGCAUUGAAUCUGUCCAUCAAGGAAGCCACUGCUAAAGUGGUCAUGAGUCAGAGGCUGGGCAGCAGCCUGCGGAGGAAAGUAAGCGAGACAGAAACUCAGCUUUUGGCACUGCAUGAAGCCAAACUGGCGGCCAUCUCAGGUAAUGACUUCAGCAGUGCCAAGGAGAUGAAGGCUGAGAUGAAGGCGGUGUACCUUGAGCGGGAAAGACUGGAUGCUUUGGCCAAGAGGCUACACAGCCUGAGCUCGGGGAGCAGCCAGGAGCUGGCCAGGAUGAAGGAGCAGCGGCAGCAGUUCAGGCAGGAGCUGGAGCAGAGGGAGGCCCAGCACGAAAGCCGGCUCAAAGAGAACACUACCGAGUACAUCAGGCUUUUGGAGGACAGAUUACAAAG
Molecule: messenger RNA, 2458 nt
Organism: Gymnodraco acuticeps
Lineage: Eukaryota; Metazoa; Chordata; Actinopteri; Perciformes; Bathydraconidae
Gene: disc1
Product: DISC1 scaffold protein
Exons: 10
Biological process (GO): neuron migration; cilium assembly
Cellular component (GO): microtubule; centrosome; mitochondrion
Source: RefSeq, a predicted model, not a curated record